CUUCACAGUGCCGCAUGUUGCGUGUUCCAUGCUUCUGCAAGUAUUUUCAGCUGCUAUUCGACCAACGUAACCUUGGACAGCCCUAUAUAUUUUACCAGAGACCCAAACCAUGCUAAGACGUGUACUACCACGCUUGCCGCUUUUCCGGGUCUCUGCACCCAUACUUCCAAUAUCGUCGCGGUUGAGUGCUCGCGCAGUACCUGCGAUGUCCUUGACUGGCUCUCCACGUUUGUCGAGCCCGAGGCUGUUUCAUCACGUCCCUGCCCGCCUUACGUCAACCAUACCACCUCAAAACGAUCCAGCAUCACAGUUACCUCCAGGCGCUACCCUUUCUCAAAGGCUGAGGCACCUCAUUAAAUCCUAUGGAUGGUAUGCCCUUGGAGUGUACAUCGUCCUCUCCACAUUGGACUUCACCAUCGCGUUUGCUGGAAUUAACCUGUUGGGCGCCGAGCAGGUCGCGUCUGCCGCCGCCUACAUCAAAGAGACUGCUAUCGGCUUCAUCCAUAGCAAGCCACCAGAGCCUGGGCGUGAUGAAAUGGACGGCAUUUCUGUGGGAGAUGCGAGCCGCGAGGGCUUGUAUGCCACCUUGGUAUUGGCUUAUACCAUCCAUAAAACGCUAUUUUUGCCCGUCAGAGUUGGUUUGACAGCCGUUUUUACUCCUCGAUUGGUGGGCUGGCUGCGCACAAGAGGGUGGGCAGGUGGUGAGGGCGCCAGGAAAGCAGCACGCGACAUGAGGGAUAGGAUUCAAAGAAAGGAUUAAAAUCAGUUGAUCGGCGGAUCUGGUCACAUAUUACUUGCAUGGCAAUUACCUUCAUUGCCAUGAUCCUAAUUUCACACUAGAGGUUCGAUUGGAGACAUUGCAUGCAACCCUCUUUUGAACUAAGGUGCUCAUGAAGAAGUUAGUGCAUGAUGGCAGAAAGUGGAGAGCGACAGCACUUUGGGGUACACGCGGGGAAAUUCAAUUCGAACACGCUAGCGUAUCAUGUUUAAAUUCAAAUUGACCUCAACUACUCAUAUAUUGGCAAAAUUCGAUAAGAAAUUGGGUGAAAAUCUGGGCAUAAAAGUA
Molecule: messenger RNA, 1066 nt
Organism: Suillus fuscotomentosus
Lineage: Eukaryota; Fungi; Basidiomycota; Agaricomycetes; Boletales; Suillaceae
Exons: 3
Coding region: 110-760 (216 amino acids)
Cellular component (GO): mitochondrion
Source: RefSeq, a predicted model, not a curated record